This is a messenger RNA of Cynoglossus semilaevis (tongue sole), 2245 nucleotides long. RefSeq names its product septin-7. Gene Ontology annotation, cellular component: septin complex. Gene Ontology annotation, molecular function: GTP binding. The coding region runs from base 149 to 1426 and encodes 425 amino acids. Lineage: Eukaryota; Metazoa; Chordata; Actinopteri; Pleuronectiformes; Cynoglossidae. The transcript is spliced from 15 exons. The record is from RefSeq and is a predicted model, not a curated record.
CUCGUAUUUUCCAAACAGAACGUAAGCACUUUUGCAUAGACCUUCCUCACGACAGUCUUCUGCCCGCGAGUCACAUUAUGAGCAGUUUCUGAGAGUUAAUACCAAAUAAACGUUGCUCCUCAAGACAGACAGGAACAGACAGGAUACCAUGGCUCAACAGAAAAACGUGGAGGGCUAUGUCGGGUUCGCAAAUCUUCCCAACCAAGUUUACAGAAAGUCUGUGAAAAGAGGUUUCGAGUUCACGCUUAUGGUUGUGGGAGAAUCUGGUCUGGGGAAGUCUACGUUGAUUAACUCCCUAUUUCUGACCGACUUGUACUCGUCUGAAUACCCUGGGCCUUCGCACAGGAUUAAAAAAACCGUACAGGUGGAGCAGUCGAAGGUUCUGAUAAAGGAGGGAGGAGUCCAACUUCUUCUCACUAUCGUUGAUACCCCCGGCUUCGGUGAUGCUGUUGAUAACAGUAACUGCUGGCAGCAGGUGAUUGAUUACAUUGACAGCAAGUUCGAGGAUUACCUGAAUGCAGAGUCGAGGGUCAACAGAAGACAGAUGCCCGACAACAGGGUGCACGGCUGUCUCUAUUUUAUUGCUCCUUCUGGGCACGGACUAAAACCUUUGGAUAUCGAGUUCAUGAAACGAUUACACGAGAAAGUAAACAUCAUCCCGCUGAUUGCCAAAGCUGACACGAUGACUCCUGAAGAGUGUCAACAGUUCAAGAAACAGAUCAUUAAAGAAAUCCAGGAGCACAAAAUCAGAAUUUAUGAGUUUCCAGAGACCGACGACGAAGAAGAGACGAGGAUAGCCAGAAAAAUAAAGGAUUGUUUACCCUUGGCUGUGGUCGGUAGCAACACAAUUAUUGAGGUGAAUGGAAAGCGAGUGCGCGGCAGGCAGUACCCGUGGGGAGUGGCUGAAGUGGAAAACGGAGAACACUGUGAUUUUACCAUCCUGCGUAACAUGCUCAUCAGGACCCACAUGCACGACUUGAAGGAUGUGACAAACAACGUUCACUAUGAAAACUACCGCAGCAAGAACCUCGCUGCUGUCAGCUGUAACGGAGUUGAUAACAAUAGGAGCAAGGGACAGCUUACAAAACCUGAAACAACUGAUGGCAUGAGUCCUCUCGACCAGAUGGAGGAGGAGCGACGGGAGCAUGUCGCCAAGAUGAUGAAAAUGGAGCAAGAAAUGGAACAGGUGUUUGAGAUGAAGGUCAAAGAGAAGCUCCAAAAGCUGAAGGACUCAGAGAUGGAGCUUCAGAGACGUCAUGAGCAAAUGAAAAAGAACCUGGAGGCGCUGCACAAGGAACUGGAAGAAAAACGUCGUCAACAGGAAGAGGAAAAGGCCAGCUGGGAGGCUCAGCAGAGAAUUCUAGAGCAGCAGAAACUAGAGGCCUCAAGGACUUUGGAAAAGAACAAGAAGAAGAAAAUAUUUUAAUAUUUACGGGUGGCCCACCUGAUGUAACUUUGUGUUUUUUUGUUUUUUUUUUUGCUUUGUUUUGUUUUUGUUUCUCAAUUUUUUGCCAGCCUUGUCAAAUCAUUGGCCAAUAAACCUCACUUGUUUCUAAAAAAAAGUCUGACCAUAUAACUGUGAAACAAUCAAAGUUAACUUCCGUGGUUUUGUAUAAACUCUGAAUUUGCUUCUCAUUUUAAAAAUGUUAAUCUUCCUAAUUCGGGGCUUGUGGUUUGGAAAACGAUUGUAUUCCCCUUACUUCCUUGACUUGUGACUCAUAACCCCUUUAUAUACCAAAAACAAACCAAAGAUGUUAGGCAGCAGUUUGUGUGUGUGUGUGUGUGUGCGUGUUUGUUUCCUCACUUUUUUAUUAUUGGCGCUUCUAUCAUCUGUAAUAUAAACCAUAUAAUCGUGAAUGUGCAGUGUUUUUCUUCAACUAUUGUUUUUUUUUUUUUUUUUUUUAACUUUUGUAUUAGGCCUCUACCCCAAACCUGGGUUCCUUAACUAUACUGUAAAAGCUUCAUGCAAAGUACAAAGUCCUCUGUACUAUGUAGUGUGUGCACACUCACCAUCGUCAGUGUCAUCAGAUUGUGGAAAGACUGUGUGGAAUAUUGGUAGAAGUGAGAGCUGAAGCUGAGCACUUGUCACUCAAACGGGUGUCAAUGACGUAACUGGUAACAGCGGCGGCUCGCGCUACAUCAAAAUUUAGCACUGUGUGUUUAACUGCAUCUGUAUUUUUGUAAUGUUUUGUAAUGGUUUUUAUUAUUCAAAGUCACACAAUAAAAUUGUGAUGCGAAAAAAAUA